GCUUUCCAUGUGUUCACUCUGAAUAAGCAUCCAAAUGCAUUGGCUUUCCAAGUAUUUCUCCACCCCCUUUUUAUCCCAAAUAUCAAAUAUCAAUGUUAUCAAUCACUACUCUCCAAAUUUAGCAUCACAGUGAGAGGAUUUAUGCCCCAAAGAUUUCAUCUUUCUUGUCCUCAAAUCUUUGCAAUCUCCUGAAUCCCCCUUUUUCUUCCCCUCCUGGGUCUUCUUGCUCUUCCUCUUGACUGGUGUUUUGCCAAAGUGAUUGUGCUGGUUGAUAUUGUUUGUUGUUUGGGCUGGUUCUCUCUGUGGGCAAGAGAAAGAAAAGGGGCCGCCUUUUCUGUUAAAUCACAAUCGGUCACAGACAGGAAAAUGGCUGGACAUGGGCAUGAUGUUCAGACCUCAGUUGAAGUAUUUGUGACUGACCAUGCCAAUGUGAGUGUUUCCAUCAACCCUCAUCAAUUGCUCGAGAACAACAUGAUUCCACAGCCAGAGCAGUCGGAAAGUGUAUGUGUUCCUUCCCUGACGUCCUGUGAAACAAACAUGUCAAUUGUGAAUGUUUCUGAGACUGGAAGUGCUGGAAUGGGCUUACAGCAGUCACAUGCACCUAUUUCUAAUGAAAUUGAGGUUGUCAUCAAUACUGAGAGCUUAUUGGAGCAGGGAGAUGAACAAGAUGUAGAAAUGGGAGACGGUGAGGCUACCCGAGGCUCACACAAACGAAAGACAACUGAACAAGAGCGUGGCCAGUCUUCUGAAAGUGAAACUCAAUUUGUCCAGAGCUCACGGACUUUUGUUCCUGUUUCCGCUGAUGAUUCUAGCCUUAUAAUCAUGUUUGACUCCAGCAAUGUUUCAGAUGAUACUCUUGAAGAAGAACGCCCGAAUCAGAGAUUGAGGAUUGAAGCUGAAAAUUUACCAUUUGAUGCUUAUCCUGCUGAUAACGUGGCUGGUGACGCCGAAAAUGAGAUGUUGAAUUCUAUGAUUGGAAUCCACCAUACUGAUCAGGAAGAUCAAUCUGCUAUUGUCGCUUCUGAUCAGACACUAGAAGCUCCUCCAAUGGAUUUGGAUGCUGCGAACACAAAUCUGAAUGGCCGCCUCGUUUGUCAGUGGCUUUCUUUCUUGCCUCAAAGCAUCAGUGCUUUGAUAUUGCCAGAGGCUUUUGCUGCCACCAUAGAGGAUCUGAUCAAUUCUAUCCCUGCUGAGGAUUUGCAAGCUGCAUCCAGCGAGAUAGCAUUUAUGGUUAACCAGCAAUCCGAGGGGAGUUCAGAAGAUGCUAAUGGUGAUAACACUGAGAAUUUGAUUGUAGGUUUGCAAAAUGAGGACUUGACCAAUGAAAGCAGUAUCAUACCUAGUGAUAGGACUGGCAUUACAGAGACUAGUGUAGCAAUUGGAUCCCGUCAAAGCACCUCGCACCUCAAUCAUCAUCAAGUGAGACUGUUGAAGCUUAUUCACCAAUAUCUUUUACCUUAUGUUCAUGCACAACGAGGGCAUACUCCUAGUAACACCCAAUCAGAAGCCCCUGCUGGUAGCUUUAGCUCUUUAUCCAAUCAGAAUCAGAUGAACCAAAUCGAGAGAGACCAGCGAUCUCAUUCUAAUGUUGAUCCCCAACCAUUCUAUGGUUUAGCUGGUUUCUUGGAUCGGGACAGCGACGAUGAUGAAGAAACUGAUUUUCCCCCAUUGAUGCAAGCCUCUUGGCAGGGCCGUGCAAGAGGAGCUUAUGGAAUCAGCGAGUUACAAUUUCUCUUCGGCCAAGAUUAUGUGCGCAGGCGAGGUUCAUUUCGGUCUGAGAGUUCCCGCUACUAUGACCGCCAUAGAGACAUGCGGCUUGAUGUCGACAACAUGUCAUAUGAGGAAUUACUGGCGCUUGAAGAACGAAUCGGUGUCGUGAGCACUGGACUCAAUGAACAAGAGAAGUCAAAAUGUAUGAAGCUUUGGACAUUUGCAUGCGCUCCAUCACCAGAAAAAGAGCCGGAACCAUGCUGUAUUUGCCAAGAAGAAUUCAUUGAUGGCGCAGAAAUGGGGUCUCUGAUAUGCGGCCAUAAUUUUCACGCCGAGUGUAUAAAGAAAUGGCUGGAUGACAAAAAAAUAUGUCCAUAUUGUCGGGAAUCUGCUGUCGAUGAGAAAUCGCAGCCGUAGAUAUGAGUCAGUAAAGUAGAAAGUUAGAAACAAAAAAAUCCCCAUGGAAUAGAUACAUCGAAAAUACGUGUUCUAUACUAUUAAAUUGACUUGGAACUAUUUGGAUUGGUUCGGCAUCUAGUUGAACAUUGGUAGUCAUUUAGCUUUAA
Molecule: messenger RNA, 2276 nt
Organism: Dioscorea cayenensis subsp. rotundata (Guinea yam)
Lineage: Eukaryota; Viridiplantae; Streptophyta; Magnoliopsida; Dioscoreales; Dioscoreaceae
Exons: 6
Coding region: 367-2127 (586 amino acids)
Cellular component (GO): nucleus
Molecular function (GO): ubiquitin protein ligase activity
Source: RefSeq, a predicted model, not a curated record